UUCUUACUUCCUACAAAAAACAUGCAGGUGCAAAUGGCAGAUACAAAUCACUCCACAGUGACUGAGUUCAUCCUUGCUGGAUUAACAGACAAACCAGAGUUGCAGCUGCCCCUGUUUCUCCUCUUCCUUGGAAUCUACCUGUUUACGGUACUGGGGAACCUGGGCAUGAUCAUCCUGAUCCUUCUCAGCUCGCACCUGCACACCCCCAUGUACUUCUUCCUCAGUAGCCUCUCCUUCAUUGACCUCUGUUACUCCACUGUUAUUACCCCGAAGAUGCUGGUGAACUUUGUGGCAAAGAAGAAUGUCAUCUCCUAUGAGGAAUGUAUGACUCAGCUCUAUUUCUUCCUGGCUUUUGUUAUAUCUGAGUGUCAUAUGUUGGCUGCAAUGGCAUAUGACCGCUAUGUUGCCAUUUGUAAUCCCUUGCUUUACAAUGUCACUAUGUCUUACCAAAUCUGUUCCUGGAUGGUAGGUGGGGUAUAUGGCAUGGGUUUAAUUGGUGCAGCAGUUCAUACUCUCUGCAUGCUAAGAGUGGUUUUCUGUAAGGUUAAUAUAAUAAACCAUUACUUCUGUGAUCUUUUCCCAUUGAUGGAGCUUGCCUGCUCCAGUACUUAUGUCAAUGAGGUAGUACUCCUGUGUCUCAGUGCUUUCAAUAUCUUUAUUCCAACAUUGACUAUCUUGGGUUCUUACAUCUUCAUCAUCAUUAGUAUCCUCCGUAUCAAAUCCACGGAAGGCAGAUUCAAAGCCUUCAGCACAUGUAGCUCCCACUUCUCUGCUGUUUCUGUCUUCUUUGGUUCCCUGGCAUUCAUGUAUCUGCAGCCCUUCUCUGUAAGCUCCAAAGACAAAGGCAAAGUGUCCUCUGUGUUUUACACUACUAUUGUGCCCAUGCUGAACCCCAUGAUCUAUAGCCUGAGAAAUAGGGAUGUUAAACUUGCUCUAAAUAAGUUAUUUCAAAAGAAAUUCCAUGUGUAA
Mus caroli (Ryukyu mouse) is the source of this 969-nucleotide messenger RNA. RefSeq names its product olfactory receptor 8G50-like. The record is from RefSeq and is a predicted model, not a curated record. Gene Ontology annotation, cellular component: membrane. Gene Ontology annotation, molecular function: olfactory receptor activity; G protein-coupled receptor activity. Gene Ontology annotation, biological process: G protein-coupled receptor signaling pathway. NCBI's taxonomy places the organism in Eukaryota, Metazoa, Chordata, Mammalia, Rodentia, Muridae.